This is a messenger RNA of Parnassius mnemosyne (clouded apollo), 1359 nucleotides long. The record is from the annotation of a GenBank genome assembly. NCBI's taxonomy places the organism in Eukaryota, Metazoa, Arthropoda, Insecta, Lepidoptera, Papilionidae.
GUCUUGUCUUCUGCUGUGGUGCAGGUUUAGGAGGUGAAGUUAUAUCUAAGAAUUCGCAAAAUUCAGUAUUAUAUCUAGUUUCAGUUAGUGAAUCAAUUUAAAACACAGAAAUGGCACCCCCAUUCUACGCUGAUCUUGGAAAGAAGGCCAAUGAUGUAUUCAGCAAAGGCUACCACUUUGGUGUGUUCAAACUUGACUUAAAAACCAAAAGCGAGUCAGGUGUAGAAUUCACCAGUGGUAUCACCUCCAAUCAGGAGAGUGGCAAGGUCUUUGGUAGCCUCUCAUCCAAAUAUUCAGUGAAGGACUAUGGCCUAACUUUCACAGAAAAAUGGAACACAGAUAAUACACUCGCCACUGACAUCACUAUCCAAGACAAGAUUGCAGCUGGCAUGAAAGUUACUCUUGAGGGUACCUUUGCACCACAGACUGGGAGCAAGACUGGCAAACUGAAGACCUCUUUUGCCAAUGAUACUGUAGCCGUUAAUACUAAUCUGGAUUUAGAUAUGGCUGGACCCAUUGUGGAUGUAGCAGCUGUUCUCAAGUACCAAGGCUGGCUUGCUGGUACUAACACUCAAUUUGAUACACAGAAGGGCAAAAUUAGCAAGAACAACUUUGCUUUUGGUUACCAGACAAGUGAUUUCGCCCUGCACACAAAUGUUGACAAUGGAAAGGACUUUGGUGGUUCUAUAUACCAGAAGGUGUCAGACAAGAUUGACUGUGGUGUUAGCAUGAAAUGGUCUGCAGGUUCUGCUGACACACUCUUUGGAGUUGGUGCCAAGUUUGCACUUGACCAAGAUGCAUCUUUGCAUGCUAAGAUAAACAACAAGUCUCUUAUUGGACUUGGCUACCAACAAAGACUGCGCCCAGGUGUAACCCUAACUCUGUCUGCGGCCAUCGAUGGUCAAAACUUUAAUGCAGGUGGCCACAAGGUCGGCAUUGCAUUUGAUCUUGAACCCUAGGCAUUUACUAAAGCCAAUGGCGUUUUAGUCUUGUAGAUAAUAUAUAAUGCCGCAUACACUAUUAUAUGUAAUGAAAAAAGGAAGCAUAUAAGCAAAAUCAAUUCAAGCAUCUCGGUGUCCUAUGAAUGUUUGAAAGCGUAUGAUGCAGCAAUAUAAUUGUGCAAAUAAAUAGCCAAGGAAUAGUUAUUAAAGCGCCGUCGAAUAUUUACAUAUCAACGGCGGACGCUAAGCUUCCCCUUAAUUUUUUUUUAAUUUCUAAACGUGUUGCAAAGCAUCCUGUCGCUGAAUGAUUUUAUUAAAUUUAAAUAUUCACUACUAUGUCAGUAUACUGCCUUGUAAAUAAGCACCUAUGGUGUGUUCUUUAUUGAAUGAUUGAGAAUAAAAAUAGUCUGUUGGAAUC